Molecule: messenger RNA, 1266 nt
Organism: Planococcus citri (citrus mealybug)
Lineage: Eukaryota; Metazoa; Arthropoda; Insecta; Hemiptera; Pseudococcidae
Product: prolyl 4-hydroxylase subunit alpha-2-like
Exons: 8
Coding region: 1-1266 (421 amino acids)
Biological process (GO): peptidyl-proline hydroxylation to 4-hydroxy-L-proline
Cellular component (GO): endoplasmic reticulum
Molecular function (GO): protein binding; L-ascorbic acid binding; procollagen-proline 4-dioxygenase activity
Source: RefSeq, a predicted model, not a curated record
AUGAAUCUGGAUCAAUUUGAGAAAACUAUGAUGAAAAACAGCUUCGGUGAUACCAUGAUGCCUGAUGACAUUCAACCUCCUACUGCACAACAUCUCAAACAAGUCGUCCAAUCGUUAAUCAAUUUUCAGUAUUUUUACAGCUUGGAACCACAGCAAAUUAUGAAUGGAACAUUCAUGGGUCUUCAAUUAAAUACGUCGUUACCUUUGGAUUCAUGUUACUUCAUAGGAAAAACGUGUUUCGAAUUAAAUGAACACGCUGACGCUUCAGACUGGUUAAAAGCGUAUUUGUCUUUAUCAGCAGAUGAUGAAGAACAUCGUAAAAAAGUCAACAAAUUAUUAUAUCCCUCUUACAUAUUUUUAGACUAUGUGUAUGAUGCAUUCAUUGCUGCAUCUAACUACUUGAAAGAUGAUCCUCACAAUAUACCUGCCACAGAUGCUGUACUUGAUUUAAGCUUACAACUAGGAAAGCUCAACUCAUACGGCCUUUCCAGCAUAGAAACCCAUCGUCUCUGUCGAGGAGAGUAUGAUGCUAAAUCUGCUGUAGCUCAACUCAAUCUCAAAUGCAGAUAUAAACACGAUGGCUCAGCAUUUCUGAAAAUAGCUCCACUCAAGGAAGAGGAACUAUACAACGAUCCGAAAAUUCUGCUCUAUAGAGAAGUCUUAUACGAUUCGGAAAUUGAGAAAAUGAAAGCCUGGGCUGCUCAGAACUUGAAUGUAGCAACGGUAGUGGCAAGAAGUGGACAAAGCGAAAAGGCGUUCAAUUAUCGAAUAAGCGAAACUGGAUUCAUGCCUAAUCAAUCUCCUGAGUUUUCCAAUUUGUAUAAACGCAUAGAAGAUAUAUCAGAGUUUCAUCUUCAAGUUGGCGAAAUGUGGCAAUUUCUCGGUUACAUGCCUGGAGGUCAUUAUGCAAUGCAUUCUGAUUAUUUACCCGACAAAGACAAUACGGUUCAAAGUUAUGGAAAUCGUGAAAUAUCCAUGUUAUUCUACCUCAACGAAGUCAGCUUAGGAGGUGAAACAGUCUUCACCCGUCUUCGUUUGGCCGUAAAACCUAUCAGAGGUGCGGCAAUCCUUUGGUAUAAUCUUCAAGCUGAUGGAUCCUAUAACUACAAAACAGAUCAUUGUGCUUGUCCUGUUAUCAUAGGAGAGAAAUGGGGUUUCACACAAUGGAUUCGAUCAAAAGAUCAACAGUGCCUAAGACAAAUUUUUGAGAACAAUUCGACUAAGAAAUUCUCGCAAACGAAUAAAAUUUUAAAGAACCUAAACUGA